Molecule: messenger RNA, 8878 nt
Organism: Acanthoscelides obtectus
Lineage: Eukaryota; Metazoa; Arthropoda; Insecta; Coleoptera; Chrysomelidae
Source: the annotation of a GenBank genome assembly
CCACUUGCAAAGCACUACUCCCCCCCCCCCCUUCUCAAGUAAAGUUUUAUGUGAAUAGUGCAAGUUUGUUCCAAAAACUUUUUGAACAGUGAGAGGAGAAUGCAAAAAGUAAACCAACCAGCAAUGGUGAAACUGGAGAAAUAGAGAAUGCUGUAAAUAAAGCCAAAGGACCACCUUCAGCUGUAGCCAUGAAGAAAGAGAAAAGGCAGAGUAGGUUCAACAUAUCAAGAAACCAGGAGCUUGAGAUGCUUCCACCACUUAGAGACGCGGCUCCUGAGGAACGAGAGGAGCUAUUCGUGCAAAAACUUAGACAGUGUUGCAUCUUGUUCGACUUUGCUACAGACCCGCUUAGCGAUUUGAAAUGGAAGGAAGUGAAAAGGACGACUCUGCAGGAAAUGGUAGAAUAUGUGACGCAGCAGAAAGGAGUUAUUACGGAUACUAUUUAUGCAGAAGCAGUGAAUAUGUUUGCUGUCAAUUUGUUCCGGACCUUGCCGCCCUCCUCGAAUCCCAACGGUGCCGAAUUCGAUCCUGAAGAAGAUGAGCCAACUUUGGAAGCUGCUUGGCCUCACCUUCAGUUAGUAUACGAGUUAUUCCUAAGGGUUCUGGAAGCGCCCGAUUUCCAACCAAACAUCGCUAAGAGAUAUAUUGACCAGAAGUUUGUUCUUCAAUUGUUGGACUUAUUUGAUUCUGAGGAUCCAAGAGAGAGGGAUUUGCUGAAGACUACCCUUCAUAGAAUCUAUGGAAAAUUCUUAGGACUGCGAGCAUUCAUUAGAAAACAAAUAAACAACGUUUUUUAUAGAUUCAUUUAUGAAACCGAACAUCAUAAUGGUAUUGCAGAACUUCUAGAAAUCCUUGGGUCUAUUAUCAACGGAUUUGCUCUACCGUUAAAAGAAGAACAUAAGGUGUUCCUGUUGAGAGUUCUGAUGCCUCUGCAUAAGGUGAAAAGCUUAUCCGUGUAUCAUCCUCAAUUGGCGUAUUGCGUAGUACAAUUUUUAGAAAAGGAUCCAUCAUUGACUCAACCUGUUAUAAGAAGUUUAUUAAAGUAUUGGCCAAAGACUCAUAGUCCAAAAGAGGUGAUGUUUUUAAAUGAGCUAGAAGAAAUUCUGGAUGUGAUAGAGCCCGCAGAGUUUCAGAAAAUCAUGGUACCUUUAUUUAGACAACUAGCAAAAUGCGUCAGCUCACCCCAUUUCCAGGUGGCAGAAAGAGCUUUGUAUUAUUGGAACAACGAAUACGUGAUGUCGCUAGUAUCGGAAAAUGCAUCGGAAAUACUGCCGAUAAUGUUCCCGAGUUUAUCCAGGAACUCGAAAAGCCACUGGAACAAGACGAUCCAUGGACUUAUCUACAAUGCAUUGAAAUUAUUCAUGGAAAUGAAUCAAAAACUGUUCGACGAGUGCACGCAGCAGUAUAAGCAAGAAAGGCAAAAAGAGAGAGAAAGAGAAUCUCAUAGACAAGAGCUUUGGAAUAGAGUCGAGAAUCUAGCAUCUAGAAGGCCUGAAUAUGAAGUUAUACAGAGGAAUAACAGUAACAAUAUGCUCGCUAGUCCUGAAGAGGAUGAUAUUCGUAUGGAAAGAAUUGAUACUGAAUCGCCAGAUAUAAACAGAGGACAACAACAAAAAAACUCGGCGAAUAGGCAGAACAUGAAUGAUCAGUUUAGGAGAGAUGAGUACAUAACUCAGGAGACAAACAAGUGCUAAAACUUUAUUAUUGACGUGAGAAUGAGAUACAAUCGUAAGAUGAAGUGGUGUUGCAAAAUGGGUCUUUUUUUGAUGAUUUGGAAGUCAUCGAAAUAUUUCUAAUAGUACAAAAACUAGCAUCCUUAUCCAUGGCUUAACUAUCCCUGCACUAUUUUUUUUACUUUCCGUCCUAUUUUUUUUUAAAGCUGCUCCAUAUUUCGAAAGUCGAAAAGUAUGUGAAAUCUGAAAGCUAUCCUGUGGUUUGAUUCAGCCAGACAAAAGUGGGGGUUAUCGUCUUUUUUGAUGAUUUGGAAGUCAUCGAAAUAUUUCUAAUAGUACAGAAACUAACAUCCUUAUCCAUGGCUUAACUAUCCCUGCACUAUUUUUUUUACUUUCCGUCCUAUUUUUUUUUUUUAAAAGCUGCUCCAUAUUUCGAAAGUCGAAAAGUAUGUAAAAUCUGACAGUUAUCCUGUGGUUUGAUUCAGCCAGACAAAAGUGGGGGUUAUCGAAAAAUAUAGUCAAAACAAUGAUUGUACUAUUUGUAUUAAUAGAGAGCCAAAGGUCAUUCCUUGAAAUUUUGUAACGCUACCUGAAGUGUACUCUAUAUCAGCGUAAUAUACAAUGUGUCAAGGAAAGUGGACAUGUCACAAUUUUAAAGAAAUGUAGCACCAACUGUUUUAAAAUUUUCAUGUUUUACCUUAAAGUGGACCUGCUGCUUUUGCUUUGUUGCCGCCAGUUGAAUAUUUUCCGGAAAGAUACUUCGUAGAAGAAGUAUAUUUCUCUCCAUAGUACCGUCUAUCUGGCAUUUUCGUAUGUGUAAUUUUUUAGGCACAUUGUGGUUGCAUAAAGAGGUUUGUAUAUAGUUAGUGUGUAAGGAAAAUCAUUAUCACUUAGAGUAAUUUUAUUUAUCUGUUCAGCUUGUACGUAGAUUUUUCACUCUGGAUUAUUCAUUUAACUCUGAUGUUAUCUAGCAUACACUUAUUAAGAGAAUCUAGAGCAAAUAUUAAUUAUGUUGUAGUUGAAGUCUUUUCGGAGAAGUACUGUUUCUUUGUUUUUUAGCAUAACAUUAUUUUUUAACAUAUUAAAAAAGAUAAUCAUUUUUGGUCGUCCCUUUCUUAAGAUGUAACUCUACCAAUUAAAUGUCAAAAAGAAUAAAUCAUUUUUUAAGAAUUACAUAUUCUGGAAUCACACGUUUUUUUUUUUACUUUUAAGUAAAAAAGUUCAUAUAAACAUGUGACCAAAAAGUCUGGUUUCCAAGAUACAAGGUGUCAACAUUAAAAAAAUCAUUUUUAUUAAUAUCUCAAAGAUCUUUGUGCCCACUUUGUUAAAUUUUGAUUGUGUUAUUUAUUGCAAUACGGCGCUAAGUUAGUACCAACUAGAAGACAAUUAUCAAUUCCAGUGACGUCUCGGGGAACACUCUCACGAAUAAAAAAUAUAUUUUUUUUCCAAAUUAAGCAUAUCAAGAUACAACCAUGUUGUAUCUCUUUUAUCCCUUCAUACCUUGCUUCUCUUCUUUAUUAGGUCCGAGCACUAUACAUAGUUAUAUGCAAGAAUACGUCAGGUAUAACAUGCAGUAUUUCUAAAAAGUAAAAAAGAAAUAAUGACAAACUAAAACUGAAUACAGAAAAAUAAAAACGUGAAUCUAAAUACCAAGUUAAUGGACCUGACAAUACAAAAGACAACACAAAAAGCAGCCUUCUGCGGUUUUUCCGUCUCUCUAUCAGAAACAUGCUCUUUUUCUAGAUUGUUAGCUCUCAUUGCCUAUCUUACUGUGCCUUUUUUGCGACCUGGUGGCGACCAGUGAAAUAUAUGUUUUAGCCAUCGAUCUUCCGGCAUCCUUAACCAGUGACCAACCACUUUAAACUUCUCUCUCAAUUCUGGCCUCAUUACUUGCUCUCUUAUGUGCAUUGCCUCAUAAUUAGUUCUUCUGUUCAACGUUGAAAUUCCGGCACUUUGUCGCAAGCUCGCAAGUAAUCCUUCUGAGCCAUGAGCUAACACUGUCUCAACUAGAACUUGUCCAAGAAUUUUCUUUGUCGAUUGUGAAAUAAGCCUGUUUUACCAAACACCAUUGAGGCAUCAUAUCACUUUCUUGGCAUUUAUUAUCCCUCAUAAAUUUCUUCCCUGCCUAAACCUUCACUGGUUACAGCUGCUCAAAGAUAUUUUAAAUUAUCAACUUGCUUAAUACGAGGGAUGUCUUUUAAGUUUUGCAUAUGGAAAUAAAACAACACGGCAGGUAGUUCUAAAUGACUUUAUUGUUUUUCGAAGUAUUCUCCACGAAGAUUAAUACACAUCUGCAUGCGCUCGAAGCACUUAUUCCACUCGUUUGCUGGCAGAUCCAAAACGCCAUUUUUGAAUGCGUCAACUGCUUCUUCUGGUGACUGGAACCUUUGACCACGCAGUCUGUUUUUAAUUUUCGGGAAAGUAAAGAAAUCGUUAGGACUUAGAUCGGGACUAUAUGGAGGAUGGUCCAAUAAUUCCUCGUUUUCUUCCGUUAAUACUGCCUUGUUUUUUGGGCUGUGUGCGAGCUUGCAUUGUCUUGGUGGAGGAUGAUUCUUCUUUCACUUCGAGAACGGAUGGCUUUUGUUGGCUUUUCUUCACCUUGAAACACCCAAACGGCCGACUGUUGUUUAUUUUCUGGUUCGUAACAGUAAAUCCACGAUUCAUCACCACUAACACUGCUGUACACAUUUUUUGAGUUUACGGAAUUGAAACGGUCAAGCGUUUUUUGACACCAAUUAACCCUGGCUGCUUUCUGCUCUUCAGUCAACAGGUGGGGUAUCCAACGAGAAACUAAUUUUCUUACUCCUAAUUCUUCUUGUAAAUUUUUUUAAUUGAGGUCUUUGAGAUCUUCAAGGACGCCUCAAUCUCGCGAUAUGUCACAUGUCUAUCUUCAAUGAUGAGUUAGCGCACAGCAUCGACGUUUUCCUGUGUACUUGCCGUUUUUGGUGCACCCACCCUGGGAUCGUCGCUAAGACGUUUGAAUUCUCCAUACCAACGGGAAAUUGUCGACUGAUGUGGCGCUUUGUUGCCGAUAACAGGCAGUAACUCAGCAAGGCAUUCUUGUUGCGAUAAUUGUCUCUGAAAGUUGUAAUACACUCCACGUAUUGUUGUGAAACUUUGAAUUUAACUUUACUAAAGAGUGAGGUUAAGAUUCAGUACUGACGUUCGAUCCGCGCGGCCUACUAUGUUUCUAUAUGCAAAACUUAAAAGACAUCCCUCGUAGUUACAUUCUCAUUUAUACACAUUUCGAAAUCCGCGCUGUAUCAACCGCUAAGUACUCUGUCUUUUUAAAACUUAUUUGCAAACUCCAUUCUGAAUAUUGUUCAUCCGGAUGUUUAAUUAUAAAUCGCGUUACUUCAUUUUCAAGGAAAAAAAUAAAAGCAACUUUACGAGGGCGGUGUAAUAAGUACCCGUGUUAGAAAUGAAGACACCAUUUUUUCCAAAAAUAUUUUUUAUAUUUCUCAACAAAGUCUCCCUUUAGAAAGAUGCACUUUUCCCAACCCCUCCAAAAAAUAGGAUUUGUCGUUCUCUCCAAAAUACGCCUCUGUCUCGGCCAUGACCCCGUUUGAGCCGUUUCUUCAUUUUAGGGAACAAGAAAAAGUCGCAGUGGGCCAGAUCGUGUGAAUACUGGGGUGCGGCAGCACUUCAUAGCACAAUUCAUGCAGUUUGGCGGCGACAACUCCGGAUGAAUGUGCUGGUGCGUAAUCGUGGUGAAACAGCACCUUCUUUUUCGCCAAAUGUGGCCGUGUCUCCUUCAAUUUUUUGUCGAAGCGGUCGAAUAACAGACUGAAGUUUUGUCUAGUGAUCGUUCUUCCUUUUUCUAGAAAAUCCAUGAGGAUAACCCCUCUCGCAUCCCAAAAAAUCGUCGUCAUGACCUUUCCGGCCGAUGAGACCGCCUUCGCCUUCUUUGGAGCAGAUCCUCCGCGAGAAAUCCAUUGUUUUGAUUGUUGCUUAGUUUCUGGUGUGUAAUGAUGAAUCCUGGUUUCAACAGUGACAACUCUACGCAAAAGCUCCUUCGGAUUUCGCUUAAAUUGCUCCAAACACUGCUUCGAGGUUAACAUCCGCAUCCGCUUGUUGUCCACCGUAAGCAAUCGCGGCACCCAUCGGGCCGACAAAUUUUUCAUCUCCAACUUGUCAUGUAAAAUAUUCAUUGCCGUUCCGGUCGACACGCCUACGGUCUCUGCUACUUCGCGCAAUUUCGUUCGUCGAUCAGCGAGAAUCAUGUCGGACUUUUUGAAUGAUUUCCUCGGUAGCAACGUCUGACAGGUAUCCUGGUCACUUCUCAUCAAAAACGAAUGUCCUCCCACGUUUAAAUUCGUUGAACCAAUAUCUAACCGUGGUCAUAGAUGGCGAAGUGACCCCAUAAACAGCAUCCAACUUUGCUUUUAACUACUCGAAUUUUUUCCCAUCCAAAAACAAAAAGUGGAUUGCCGAACGAUACUGCUGCACUUUUUCCAUCUUAGCGAAAAUGACGAAACACGUAUUACUCGAAACUAACCUAUCAAUCAGUCUCAAAUUUGUUGUGCCGCCGUUUGAUAGAUGGCGUCACACCAUGAUGACACCAACUCAACCUCAGGAACGCCCUUUGUCGUCAAACACGAACAAGCCUCCUUCAUGUCAAAAUUUGUACGCAGGCCUCUACUCUCAUAUUUUAAUAAUUUUUCCACAUCUAAUCAAGUUGUUUUUAUUUGUUUUCCUCGAAAACGAAAUAGGAUACGAAGGUACCACCGUGCCAGCAUGGGGCAUCAGGCAACUUGAAAGACCAGUGAAACAGUGGAGUGAGUAGGAUUGAAUUUGCCUCUAACAGUCGAUCCUGAAAGUUGGUUGUCAGCUGGUGCUGCAGACUAAUUGGUUAAGUCGACUCCACGAAAUCCUUUCUCUCAAGUUGCUGCUUACUAAACAUAUUCGCUGUUUUGAAUGCGCUCAUUCGAAAAAUCGUAUACAGGUCUUUGAUAUGUCAAUAAAAAACCGAAAUUUUUAUAAAAUUUCACAUCCUGUAUCUUGAAAGCUAGAAUUUUUAGGACUUUGGUUCAGGAAUGCGACCUUGUAAUUACAGCAUGUUAUUAAGUAAAAUCGCACAUAUGGCUCUGAUAAAAUAUGGAAAGUACUUUGCCGAAAUAUCUGCAUAAAAUAACUAAGCCUAUUCAUAUAAUACAUAGAGAGGUACAUAAGUAUUUUGUGAUGUUAUCUGUAAGUAACAUUAGGUAUUACUACAGCGUAAAUAUGUUGUACAUAUUUUAUAUUGCUAUUAAAGACAUUCUAGAUAUCACAUCAUUUAGUUGGUUUUCUUUUUGAGCUGUCGUACACUGGACCACUGAUGGCGACCACUAGUCGACAUAACUAGUAGCUAAAUAUACAUACAUUUUUGUCCAUUAUUCUCAGAAGCGGCCGCGUGAACACUUAGUUUGCCCUAAUACAAUGAAAAUGUAUGGAAAAUGUCAUCCCCAACUUGUAGCAGCCACCAGUCGCCUAAUGUGUGGCAGCCCUUAGAAUUAUCAGGUCAAAUAAAACUCACAUAGUACAGCUAUAAUCAAAAAAGUUUAAUGUGCUAAUAACAAAGAAGGUAAUGUAACUCCUGAAACUUGUCAUGUGGUUUUUAUGUUCAUAGGGCACCAUUGUCCGAAUGAAAACCAUAUGCUUAGAUUUCUGCUUAUCGUACGACGUUUUGUUCUCCCCAUAUUUUCCAAGUAUAAUUGACAAUUCUGUGUCAAUAUGUAUUUUCUGUUCUCCAAGUGGAAUUUUUUUCUCACAUUCCUAUACACUGUAUUACUACGAUAGUCUGAACGUCUUGUAACGUGCUGAGCUAAUGCACGAAACCAUCAUUGCAAUUUUCAGAUGGCGCUACGCCCCACCAGCAAAGCCCAGAAGGACAACCAACCUCGCAAAGCGGCAAAAGAGCUUGAAGUUAUCUGUCCGUUUUUUUUUUAUUGUACUAGACCCGCCACCCUCGAUCAUCGUUCCGAAAACGCCAAGUCGUAUGAAAACGCGGAAACUCACGCAGAACUAUUGUCGCAAAACACCGGUUGAUUGUUAUGCAAUCUGAAAUGCGAGAAAUAGUUCUUCGACAUGUCUUAUAAGGUAAUGAUAAUAUAAUAAUAAUAAUUUAUUCACAUCAAUUACAUAUUGUGGACGGAUGCAUAUGCCACAAAAGUCACAACAAUUUGCCCUUGAGAUGGUGAAGUAAAACAUCUGCGCAUUUGACAUCCAAUGAUUAUAAUUUGUUAUUGAAUCUCAAAUUUGCAGAUGUUUUGCUUCGCCAAUGUCUGACAUUAUUUCCUCACAAAACAGGACCGUUCAAACUAUUGAAAUAAAAUACUAUAGGAAAAAGGGUGCAAAAUGCCACCUGUAAAACAAAAUAUAUUGUCACAGAAUUGUCAGUUGUACUUGAAAAAGACCACAGUGGUAGUCAACAAAAAUCUAAACAUAUAUGUGGUUUUGAUUCGGCCCGACAAUGUAAUUAACAAAAAAUGUAUCCAUGGUACAGAGACUCGAGUUCAAUAAAAAAAAUUUGAGGUCUUUUUACGUUUAGGGUCCCAAUGCGUGACGGCCUAAGUGAGUAUAACAAGGGAGAUUAAACACUGUUCUAUUAUCUAGCAGCAGUAAAAUUUUCUCUAUACGAGUAUUAUUUCAAAUGAUAAAGGACAAUAUGCUCAUCAGCAAAAAACUUGCUUUUUAGUUUAUUUUUCAGUAUAUUAGUGACACGUCCUUGGAAGUAAAUGUUUUCUGCUAGUGAAAACAUGUACAAGUGUCAAUGUGCUCAUCCGUGCACUUAGGGAAUGACAGCUCUGCAGCACUCAUUUUAAGGUGGCGCGGGCACCAAAUAAGAACAUUCAAAAAUGAAAUAAGCAUGUUGUUGAAAAUAUGUGAAAUUGCUUGCUCUGUAUAUAUUUGUAUUAGAGCUAUUUAGCCUCAAGCAUGAAAAAUAUCACAUCAUUCAUGUAGAGAACUCGUAAAGUCACAAAUUUUAUACAUUUUCAGUCAAAAACAAAUUUAGCUUAGAUACAUAAAAGCAGUGCUGUUGUAUCCUAAAUGCGGGUUUUGCAAAUAAACGUAAUCUUGAAAAAUAUCACUAUACAUUUUCUGUUUUAAAGAUUAUUGUAAAUACUGAUACAUACGACUUUGUUGUGGAGCUGUUUGUAGCGCAGUAUUUUUUUAAAUGUACAGCAUGAAGAAGAUGUUGCUUAUUAUAUCGAAUAAAAGUUAUA